Molecule: messenger RNA, 1347 nt
Organism: Cuscuta europaea
Lineage: Eukaryota; Viridiplantae; Streptophyta; Magnoliopsida; Solanales; Convolvulaceae
Source: the annotation of a GenBank genome assembly
UGAAUUUGAAUCUUAAACCAAAUGUUAAAAGGAGUUUGUUUGGACAUUUGUUAGCAUUGGGCCUUCAUAUCUAAUUUGUGGCCCACAUGUUUAAUUAACUUGAGAAAAAAGCGUCGAGAAAUGGGGAAUGCUUCUUCUUGCGGCAAAGAAGAGAGAUUGGAAGAGAUUUUUGGUUGGUUGGUGGCUCCGUUGGUUGGAUCUGUCAUCUCUCACCUUCAGCGAGCGAUUCAAAGGCAUUAUUUCAAGCCGGAAAAAAAGGAGCUGGAGAGGCUAGACUGUAGGAUCAUAGCAAACUUUGAUCUCAAAGAUCAGGUCUUCUGAGGAAGAAGAAGAUCUGAGGCAUUCAUAAUGAGCGCUUCCAAAUUCAUCAAGUGCGUAACUGUGGGUGAUGGUGCGGUUGGCAAGACCUGCCUCCUGAUUUCAUACACCAGCAACACUUUCCCCACGGAUUAUGUCCCAACUGUAUUCGACAAUUUCAGUGCAAAUGUGGUUGUCAACGGGAGUACUGUUAACCUCGGGUUGUGGGACACUGCUGGACAAGAGGAUUAUAACAGACUGAGACCUCUGAGUUACCGUGGAGCUGAUGUAUUCAUCUUGGCAUUUUCUCUCAUUAGUAAAGCCAGCUAUGAAAACGUUUCCAAAAAGUGGAUUCCUGAGUUGAAACAUUAUGCUCCUGGUGUGCCUAUAGUUCUUGUUGGUACUAAACUUGAUCUCCGGGAUGACAAACAGUUCUUUAUUGACCAUCCUGGUGCCGUGCCAAUCACCACUGCUCAGGGAGAGGAGCUUAGGAAAAUGAUCGGUGCACCUGCUUAUGUUGAGUGCAGUUCAAAAACACAAAUGAAUGUAAAAGCAGUAUUUGAUGCUGCCAUUAAAGUUGUGCUGGCACCGCCCAAGCAGAAGAAAAAGAAGGGCAAGGGUCAGAAGGCUUGCUCGAUAUUGUGAUUGGCUGAAGAUAUAUGACUUAAUACUAUUCUCUUUUCUACACCUCAUUUCAUCUUGCCGCCUAUUCCUUUGUUUCAGAGGGUGGGGGGUGGUCGCACAUUUUAGGGAAACAAGUUUGCACAGUGAUGCUGCUUUUACUUUCAAUGCGUUGUAUUGUCUUAAUCCUUUCUAUUUUCUGGUUUCCACUAUACUGCAUAGGAUGUUCAACUCAUCCAUUUGAUAUAUUGUAGAAUGUAAUAGUUGUAUUUAUUUAUAAUCUAUCCAAAACUUCUAUAGAUGUCUUUGCAAGUUGGAUUGCGACAGGGAUGAGAAAAGUGUUUAAGCAUUUAAAUGUAAUUGAAUCAACUCGUGGUGUAAAUGUGUAAUUAAUCGUCUACUAGUCUACCACUACGAAUUGAUUUCAUU